Molecule: messenger RNA, 9519 nt
Organism: Fusarium tjaetaba
Lineage: Eukaryota; Fungi; Ascomycota; Sordariomycetes; Hypocreales; Nectriaceae
Exons: 4
Coding region: 1-9519 (3172 amino acids)
Source: RefSeq, a predicted model, not a curated record
AUGUCGACGACUCAUGAACCAGAACUGUUGCUUCAAGCCGUUUUCCAUCACCUAGUCCUUCCUUCUAAACUACCCAGUAAGAACGACGAAGGUGAUCAUGGGCUGGCGUAUGAUCUUGGAAGUCGACUUCGACGCGCCUUGGCCAAGUUCAGUGACCAUCAAGACCAGGAUGCUUGGAACGUCAUAGUCAGCUCUAUGAAAGCCACAGCAUUUUUGAACCAGGGCCAACUGAUCAGCCACGAACUUCUGGAAUACCUUCAAGGCAUCGCUAGUGGCAAGAACAACAUAUGGCUUGCCCUUUCUGUCACUCAGCAGAAUUCUGCUUUGCUAAUCCAUCGCGAUGACAUUAAAGAUACAGUGGUUUUCGAAGCAUUCCAGACUGAUGCCCCGGUUCAAGAUGUUCUGGCAGCAAAGCACUGCCUCACGUGGGAAUUUCCCCAUCGUUCAGCCCAAGUUCCAUUCCGCGUUUUCAAUGAUAUUUCCUUUCAGAGAAACCUGGCUCAGCUUUUGGCACAGGCAAGCAACGAAUCUUUCGAUAUGUUUGCCGCGAAGGCUUCCAAGGGCGGAAAAUCGAUUCCCGAGACCCGCAACUCCACAGACCCUGCCCUGAUAAUUGACAUGCUCAUGUCACUUUUAGAGGGGCUUGGAAGUGGCGUCCAAGUGCAGUCAGUCAUUAAAAAGGUUCGAGAUGACGUUGUAUUGGGCUCAUCCGAGAUUCCCUGGCGGCGCUCUUCGUACUGGCUGGUUCUUCGCGUAGCAUUGAGACGCAUGCUGCGGGAGUUGCUAGACCACAAGUGCGCAGGCAUGGGACAGGUCUAUUACAAAUUUAUUAUAUGCACCAUGUUGUCCGACCUUCUUAAAGACUCUGCUGAGCGUCUGCACCCCGAGAUGACGAUGCAGCUUCGAUCAAAGCUCUGCCGUCGCAUGGCGAAACUCGAAGCGGAUAGCGCAGUGUCUUCACCAUCUUUGCGCCGAUUGUAUAACCAACUUUUCGCAUCUACUUCGGAAGCCUUUGAAGAUGUCGUGAAGUAUGCAACGGAACGUGUUUCUUUGCAAUGGGAUGACUUCAAGGCCAGAGCUGCUCGCCGUAUUCCAUCUCUUCCGCGCCGUGUCGCAGAAGCUGAUUUAUACAUGAGACUCAAUAAUAGUGGCGAAUUUCUGACAUCUCAGAUGUCACAACAGCCCAGCCACCGAUACCGUAUGACCUCUCCGGAUGUGCUUCAGUUACAAGAGGGGUCAGUUCUUGAAGUUGGCCGCCUAGCCGACCACUAUAUUUCCCUCCAAGAUAUUGAGAGUACGGCGGCUAAGAGACUUACUUCCACAUCAGAGAAGUCUCAAGAAGUGUGCAAGUUACUUUCUAAAAGUAUCAUGGACCUACUUACUAAGGUGGGAGACACCUUCAACAUUGACUCGAUUCCGAUGAGUCGCCACCUUCUCAGACUCUUCGAGCUUUGGACAAAGAUGGACGAAGCGGCAAUUUCCAUAUGUCCAUUACUGAAAGAAUAUCAUCCUCUAUUCAUUCCUGAUGCCUUGGAUGUUCUUUGUUUGAUGACUAGGGACGAGAUGGAACGGUUGUUACUAGUACAGCGAUAUAUUCGCAAUCGUGUGGCUUCACACAAGAAAGGCCUGGGUACAAUCUUCGACAACCCCAGGAAGGGGUCAAACUUUCCUGCCAAAUACGUCUCUUCCACUGCGGCUGGUCGUCAGAUGUUGGUGACUGGUACGCGGAUAGAUGAUGCUUCAUCAAGGGCCAGACAAUCAACCCUGUCCGAGCUCGAGCGUCUGACAAAAACGUAUGACAGCUUGACACAGUCGCUGAACGACCUUACCUGCACAUGUACCGUAUCUCCUACUGGUAAAAAACUCCCACAUACUUGCCGAAGAUGUCCGAAAUUUUGGCGACGAAAGAAGCUCAAGAUCAGUGUCCACGAAGACUUUCUCCCAUCAACAGAGACUGACCAGAGCAAGGCCCAACGGGCAGCUAUUCUUCUUGAGCUGCUUAUCCCUGACUACUUGUCUGCCUAUCGUACAGCCACCUGGCAGUUGUAUCUCCUUGGAACCACAGUGCACUCAAGCACCAAAGGCGUCCCCAAACUGGUCCUUGAAGAUAUCACCGAUAUCAAGAAGUUCUCCCUAGAGGUGAACAAAACCUUCACGCUUGCUUCGCGCAAAAAGUCAUUCCGGCAAACUCACUAUGGAAAGUUGAAAUUACCGAAAACACCUGACCAGGUCACUUUUCGUUUUGGAGCUGAAAUGUUUUACUAUGAUACUGUCUCAAAGGUUUGGGCGGACGAACUCCCCAAGAUUCCAUGGUAUCAGCACCUUUUAGGCUCCUGGCUUCCACAAGGCAUCGUGGAUCCAUAUGAAGCGCCCAGAGGAGUUCUAUGCAAGCUUUUGUAUCGUCCCUCUUCUUACGAGAUCGUAGCAAGCGAAUCAAUGGGUCCGCAAUCCACAUCUGGUAACGAUUUCUGUGCCUCCCAGCGAGCGGUUUCUGCGCGAGGCCGACGUUGGCUCGAAAUUCUGAAGGAAUUGGCUGCUUCCAAUUUUGACUUUAGUAGUAGAGCUGCAAACUCUUUCUUUCAUCGCCUUGCCAUGCAGGCCGGCCCAGCUUCACUGGAAGAAGGACUGCUACGUGAAGUUCACUGGGUGUUCAACAGUGAAGAGUUCUGUCACAGACUGAAAGAGCGGCUCGAGGCCUGGAUGGACACGAUGGAACAGAAUUGGAGACAGGUCGAUCGGAUGAGUAGUGUUGUGAUAUUCAGUCUCCGGCUAUAUCACCUUUGCCCGCCGGCAUUUGAAACACAGGCUCAUGAGCUCUUAUUAAGAGUCCGUUCCAUUACCUCAAACUGGAUUCUUCAAUUACAGCAUGAGGUGAGAUCAACAUUUGACGGCGACAUGGCCGGCAAGGCCGCCACUUUUGCCUUCUGGGCCGCGUUGCUUUGCCGACAAACAUUCUGGGGAUGUUUAGGUCAUCAUGGCUUUGAAAAGACGGUGCUCAAGGAUGACCCGUUACCUUUUUUCCGAUCGUCCAUCGCGCUUCAGGAGAACCUGCUUGAUAGUUCAGAUAAGCUGCCCACUCACUUGCAUAGUCUUUUCACCCAAGACAUGUCUGCCUCUUAUAACAUGAGGAGUAUUGUCGAAAAGUGGGUAAAGAGUGAUAUCAGCCUGGUAGAGAAGGCUAUCGACGAGACAUGGGCUAGUGCCAGCGCUUUCGCUAAGAGGUCUUACUCCCCGUGGAAGAAGCUCCCAGGCAAGCACUCGUGGUGGAUUUCAUCCGAGACCGCCCCCAGUGACUCAAUAGCUCCACAGAGAGUACAUUAUCAUAUACUUCAAGGUCACUUACUAGUGGAUCAAAAGCCCUUGGGGAGACUUCCCCGUGAGAUCAGAGAUAACGAAUCUAUCCUGGAGCUUUUUGAGGGGCGACACUUGCUAACACGGCCAUCCGGACUCUUGGACUAUCAAAUCCUUGCCGAAAUGGAAGGUCACCAGGUUCAUGUCGGCAUCAGAGAUGGCAAAAUAACCAUCAAAGCUCUAUUCAGAGGCUCCAUUCUUCAGUUCGUCCCGCGUUCUAUGCUGAAAGGUCCAAUGGGCUGGGACCUACCCGCAGACCUAGUUGACGAUUGCGUGCACUGGCUGGACUUGACUACUGGGAAUCUUGAGAUGCGUCGAAAACCACGGAUCUGGAGGCGCAAGCUAUCGAACUGGAUACUCGAUAUCCGAAAACGAAGAGCCACCCGAAACCCGGGAGCCAGUCUUGUUGAGCCAAACUCAGAGAUUGGGAGGAAAGUCGGUAGUAUUUUCCAAGACUUUGAAGACUCCAAGAGGUUGACGAUUUACCAAUCUGCCAAUGGAGAGUUGUCUGUGGAGUUGAAACGCUUGGAGAUUCGCUUCCAUGUCAACCAGAGGGGUUUACUGUUUUGCCCUCAGCUAAAGGCUGAAGUGGACCCUCAGCAAGAUAUCGGAACGCUCCACGGGUUGUGCAGUCGAGUGACUCUACGCGAUGCCUCGAACCCUGACAGAAGGAUUGUUCUAAUCCCAAUAGGGAACAUCCAAUGGCAGAGAGAGGGAAUCCAUGUCGCUGUCAGGAUUUCGAACGAAGGAGUGUACGCUAAAUACACACUUAACCCGGUUCUAGGCCGACUAGACUGCCCACCUGAGCCGCUUCUUCUUUAUCUCAAGGCAGCAAUACAUGCGCUGACGUCUUUCCCACUACCCGAUGACUUCACUGGGAAGACAGGAACCGAAGAAUCUCGCCACUGCCUGCUCUCGGCUCGUAGUCAGCCUUGGGCUCCUUUGGCGGGCUUCCCACAGAGAAUGUUAUCUGUCAUCAAGUCUCUAUCACCGGAAAGAACCCUUUACCCCCCAGGCAUCAAUCUAUAUCAGAAGGUGCGUUGGGAUCAGCAUUUGACUUCCACAAUCCAACAUGAAGACUUGGCUCCUCUAGUCGCUCUGAUUGAACGUCGGUCACGAGAUCUAGAGGCUUUUAGUAUGACACAACCUCAUCAAGACAAUAUGUCAUGUACCGCGUCUGUGGCUCAUUUGCAAAUCAGAGGCCGUAUUCGAAGGCAGCUUUAUGAUCGUGUCUGCUUUGAGUCCGAUUCAACAGUACUUUCUCAAGCAGCACAACCGGGUAACUUCAUCCCUAAUGGAGUUCAGAAGUCAUCAGUGAGGAGCUGCCGAGUGUAUCAGGCCAUUCGUGCAGUAAUGGACUCUGAUGUUGGUCUGUUUCGCCUUCCUAAACUUGCCCCAAUUUUAGAAACGUGGAGCACAUUUCGAGGGAUCAAGGAAUCCUUGUCAGAUAUUGAUUUGGCAGCGACUCUAGGUGUUGGAGCGCCACAGCUCUGGGGCUCUGUUGUCCAGAAGCUUCGUGAAAAAGACCCUACAAGAACUUACGACAAGUAUUUUUCCCUAGCUUUAUUCGCCUUCGACGACGAUGUUGACAUGGCUGUCAUAAUAUGGCUUGUGGCACUGUUCAAAAGCCGUAGGCUCAGUCGCAUCCAGUCGCCUAAUCAUUCCCUGUUCACAAACUUCCGCCAUUUUGAAAAACCGUCUGAAGAUGUGUUUUUAUCACGAGUGCUACCAGAAUUGUUCAGUGGCGAUCAGAGCGGACUGGUGCUGAAAGGUGAUCCUAAGAAAGAAGCGGCGUCACGAAUCACCUCUCACAUUUUCAAGAUGUGGCCAAAUCCACCGAUGUCGAGACAAGAGUUCGAAUUAUCGGUCAAAGACUUAAACCUGAAUGUCCAGAACUUAAGCCUCAAGAAAACCUGGCUGAAAUUCUACCCUGAACUUCAAAGACUGAAGAGUAAUUGGGAGCUGUCUGUCUAUCUCCUCGCGCUGGAGAGCGCAGCAGAAAUGAUGUUAGGCAAUCAAUCGGAGGCAGAGCAAAGCAUGUAUCAAGACGUCUGGAAUUUUGAACCAACGCGUUUGAGUACCAGAGACCCGGAAAGACCUAGAGAACAUUCAGCGGCUCAGGUUUCGAUGAUUGACUUACUAUCGAGGCAUAAAAUCCACGAGAGGCCCGAUGAGAACUCUCAAUGUUGGCUAGAAGAGCAAGGCCACUCUGCUGUUGGAAGUUACAACUCCAGCCUCCAGACCCAGGUUUCAGAGUUGCCUGUAGUUCAAAAGCCGGAGUUUCAUACACUCCGGACAAUUACACAACGACUCGUCUCUUCCCCUCUCACUUCGCAACGGGCUUACGGGGAGGAUCUUUUAGUGUCACUAGCCGCUUUGGCUCGACCGCAACAGAGCCGAAAGGAACUUUAUAGCAGACCACAUGUGUCUUCAGUGAAAGGAGAAAUUACUCGCUACCGUCAACUACUACGAAAGCAACAAGAUAAAAUCGAGCAGUUGGUUUCGCAAAGUGACGAGGGCUCAACAUGGCUUUCAAAGGGCCAGCUUUGGCCCUGCUUCUCACCAGUUGCAAUUCUUGAACAGCUGAGAAAUGGCAACAGAUCGCGAGUGCCUCAUGUCUUAGUUAACAGAAUAGUGGAGUAUGGGGUCCUGACUACGCGCCUUCAGCGUUAUCUGCGGAUAGAAGAUGCGAUUCUGCGCAGAGAUGAUAGAUGGUUGGAGGAGAACUUUGACACAGAGGGACACUCCAACUGGAAUCCGCUCAAGUACCCAGAAUGGCUUCUCCUAGAGAUCGACAGCAAUAUGCUGAUUCGACCUAUCCAAUUCGAAGUAGCGCAAGCUAUCAUUUCACCACCAUCGAUGUCCAAUUCUGUUCUACAGAUGAACAUGGGCCAAGGCAAAACCUCUUGCAUUAUGCCCAUCGCUGCGAUAUUGUUGGCUGACACAACUAAUCUGUGCCGACUGGUUGUGCCCCGAGCACUUCUCCUUCAGACAGCACAAGUGAUGCAAAGCCGACUGGGGGGGCUGGUAGGUCGAGAAGUUUGCCACAUACCCUUUGCUCGAAGAUCACCUACAGACGACCAGACUCUAGACCUUUAUCAAAAUCUUCACAGGAGAACUCUCGCGUCAGGGGGGGUCAUGUUAUGUUUGCCAGAACACCUACUUUCCUUCAAGCUGAGCGGGCUCCAGAAGCUGGCCGACAAGGAAGCGAAGAAAGCGCAGAAAAUGAUGAACAUCCAAGCAUGGUUGGAGUCGUCGAGCAGAGAUGUCCUUGACGAGUCUGAUCUCACUCUCUCGCCAAAGACACAGCUGAUAUAUCCCAGUGGCAUUCCCACCAUGAUUGAUGGUCACCCUCAGCGGUGGCAACUUAUCGAAGACAUGCUAUCUUUGGUUGAAUCUCAUGUGCCUCAACUCCAGGUCAAGUUUAAAGAUGGGAUACAUGUAUGGCGACGACACGGGGGCUUUCCUGUCAUUCACCUCUUGCGUCCUGAGGUUGAGGAUCAUCUCAACGCUCUUCUAGUGGAUGAUAUCUGUUAUGGGCGACUCUCGUAUGUGCGGUUCAAAGCUGAUACAAGUCCGGAUGCCAAAACAAACAUCAAACUAUUACUUUCAACUACUCAACCAUCCGCAUCUAUUUGGAAAAACGCAAUCAGGUCGUUGGAUGACGAGCCUUCUAGUACAAAAACCCUCCAUCUUCUUCACGGGCUCAUUCCCCAGCGGCUGUUGAUUCUCUGUCUGAAGAAGUCAUGGAAUGUUCAAUACGGCCUUCAUCCUGACAGAGCUCCCAUUGCAGUGCCAUUCGAAGCUAAGGGAAUACCCUCGCAAACUGCGGAGUACGGUCACCCCGACACGGCGCUUGUUCUUACAUGUUUGAGCUUUUACCAUGCUGGCUUGACCAAGUCUCAACUUCUCCAGAGUCUCCGGUUCAUCAGCAACUCUGAAGAUCCCUCCUCAUACUAUCAACGCUUUACCUCGUCACAACACCUUCCAGGAAACCUCCAACAUUGGCAUUUACUGGAAAUGGAAGACGAGGCUCAGAUCACCUUGCUCUGGCAACAUCUGAGGUUUGAGAAGCAUGUGGUCAAUCAUUUCAUGAAUAACUUUGCGUUUCCACAACAUGCCAAGCAGUUUGGAGUAAAGUUGCAAGCUUCGGCUUGGGACAUCCCCCUGCUAUUCGAGAGUAUGGAACGGCAAGGCAUGACAACAGGCUUUAGCGGGACCAAUGACAACAAAAAGAUCUUGCCACGCACGAUUCGUCAAGAUGAUCUGCCCAGUCUCAUACAAACCAACGCUGAAGUCCUGGUACAUAUGCUGGAGCCACGCAAUCAAAGAUGCUUUCAAGCUGUUGAUCAACAUGGACGGCAUCUCAAUGAAAAUGGGAUACUGGAACUACUUCGAAGCAAUGGCAUCAAGAUAUUGAUAGACGCGGGUGCCCAGAUCCUUGAGAUGGAGAACCACCAGCUUGCUGCGGCCUGGCUUGACGUCUAUCACGAAGCCCAGGGCGCGGUGUAUUUCGAUAAGAACAGCCGUAUCAUGGUACGAGCUCGUUUUCAAAAGACGCCCGUGCCGCUUUUGGCUAGUUCCUUUGCGGACAAUCUCGACAAAUGCGUGGUCUACAUCGACGAGGCGCACACGCGCGGGACUGACUUGAAGCUUCCAAUAUACGCGCAAGGAGCUGUGACAUUGGGCAUUAAUUCGACCAAAGACCAGAUCACGCAAGGUAAGUGCAUACAACAACCAGUAGGCCGUAUGAGGCUAACUAUGAUAGCUGCAAUGAGACUAAGGCAACUCGCGACAACGCAAUCAAUCGCAUUUGUUGCUCCCCCAGAGGUGUAUACAAGUGUUUUGUCUCUCCGAUCCGACCACAAUCCAAAGGUUGCAUCGUCGCAGCCAUUAAAGUCUCCCGACAUUAUCCACUGGCUCCUAGAGCAAAGUUGUCAAGCCAGUGACAAUAUGAUGUCCUUACACAUCGCCCAAGGGUUCGACUUUUGCAGACGUGAAGAUGCUCUAUUGAAGUUCGGAAAGUCCUCGCAGAACAAAAAGACGAGAGACAGGCUCCUCCAAGAAGUCCAGCAGCCCGAGGGACAGACAUUGGAGCAGCUCUACGGGCCAAAGGAGCAAGUGUUGUCGACUGGCUGGAAAGCAAUCAAAUCUGCCCAUUUGCAAAGCUUUGUGACAGAACUCCAUGGGCUGGAGACGGAUCUGGUUAAACACCAAAGGCGGGCAUGUUCCUCUGCUUUCGAUGAGGUGGAGCAGGAAAGAGAAGUCGAAUUUGAGGUCCACCAGCUUCGCGAAAAGCAGAAUCCUACACAUCUUACUGCCCUCGAGUUUCCGGGCCUCGACAAGGCCCUUUUAAGAUUCUGUGAGGAGCCUGUAGUAAAGGUGGAUGGCCUACAUUUCAUCCAGGCUCUUGACCUGAUCGGUCAUACCCAUCUUGGAUUUAAGUAUGGUAUUAAGCCCAAGGGAACUUCCUCGAAACUGCUUGUCUCCAAGGAGUUCUCUAGAACAGUUCAAACCUCGAAGGCUGAUGCUUCUCGCCAUCUUAUGCGACCAGUUGAAUGGGUACUCUGGAGACCUGAUAUCGAAACAGCCUUGAUCGUCAUUCCUGAGGAGGCUGAACUCCUUCUUCCAAUCCUCCGUAGGAUACACACACCCACGACCUUUCUUCUUACAUACACAUCUCCACAUACAAGAUCUCUCUUAGAGGUUGGUAACCUUGCCUACUAUCCUGUACCAACUCCGAAGAAGGAACUUGUGAUCCCUUCCUGGCUGAGCAUUGAGAUUGGUCUCAUGGCCGGUCGAUUGUAUCUUCCUUAUGAUGAGUAUACGAAGCUACGAAGCUGUCUCGAAGUUGACGGAAUGGCAGAGCCUUCGGUGAUGAAGGAAAAUAUUCAUCGCAGCAGGAAACAUACCCUUCCCAAUUUUGGUGCUUUCAAUCCUCAGUUGCUCUCAAAGUUUUUGACCGAAUGGAUUCCAUAUCGAUCUCGGUCAUCUGAUAUCAUGCACAACCCUAUGGGGUACCUGCUUCAAAAUCGGGACCUUCCUACGAAUCACCCGUUCUUUACUUUCAAACCCAAAUCGGCAGCUAUCGAAACCAGAUCAUUAGCUGUUUAUGGAGUGGCCACUAAGCGCGCAGAUGACCAAGAUAGUGAUGAUGAAAGCGAAUAG